AUGAACAAAGACGGCGGACACUAUUUACCAUCCACUGAUAUCCACCUUCUCAGCGAGAUGGCAUUUCCAACAUUUCAUUUCUGCCUUGCGUUGAACCCUGUUUCCGUGGCUAACACGUUUUCCAUUGUUUCUCUCGUCGCACCAGCAACACAAACCCUUCUGCACCCUCAUUCCAACGUCUCCGUUUCCUUUCAGGCACCCGAUUAUUAUUUAUAUCAUAUAUGUACGUUUACCUUCCCGGCAACGCGGUAUUGGCUGCUGUUUUUGCAGCUGCAGUUUCUGCUCGUGUGCCAUUAUUGUACGGAACAAGGCACGGAGUGA
This is a messenger RNA of Trypanosoma rangeli, 321 nucleotides long. RefSeq lists its product as uncharacterized. The transcript has a single exon. The coding region runs from base 1 to 321 and encodes 106 amino acids. The record is from RefSeq and is a predicted model, not a curated record. Lineage: Eukaryota; Euglenozoa; Kinetoplastea; Trypanosomatida; Trypanosomatidae.